This is a messenger RNA of Camelina sativa (false flax), 1712 nucleotides long. The record is from RefSeq and is a predicted model, not a curated record. Lineage: Eukaryota; Viridiplantae; Streptophyta; Magnoliopsida; Brassicales; Brassicaceae.
CUGGUUAAAAGAGUAUGGUUAUUGGAUGAUCAGAUAUCGUUUGCAAGAGCCUCAAUCAAUGUCAGACGCUAGAGAUAAUGAUGACCGUGUGGAUUUCGAGGAGGGUAGCUACAGUGAGAUGGAGGAUGAAGUGGAGGAGGAACAAGUAGAAGAGUAUGAAGAGGAGGAAGAAGAAGACGAGGAUGAUGAUAACGCUGGCAAUCAGAAUGUCGAAGAACAUGAGGAGGAGGAUUAUGGUGAUACAAAAGGAGGGGAUAGGGAAGAUGACCAGGAGGAAAUAGCUGAAGAUGAUGACAACCAUAUUGAUAUUGAGACAGCUGAUGAUGAUGAUGAUGAGAAACCAGCUUCUCCUAUUGAUGAUGAAGAAAAGGAAAAGUAUUCCCAGCUUCUUUCACUUCCUCCUCAUGGUUCUGAAGUUUUUAUUGGCGGGCUCCCAAGGGAUGUUGGAGAAGAGGACCUGAGGGACCUUUGUGAAGAAAUGGGCGAGAUCUUUGAGGUGAGACUGAUGAAAGAUAGGGAUUCUGGUGAUAGCAAAGGUUAUGCUUUUGUGGCCUUCAAAACGAAAGAUGUUGCACAAAAGGCCAUUGAGGAGCUGCACAGUAAAGAGUUUAAGGGAAAAACUAUUAGAUGCUCCCUUUCCGAAACCAAGAAUAGGUUGUUUAUUGGUAACAUACCAAAGANUGACCCAACCAAUUCCACUCGUAACCGUGGUUUUGCAUUUGUUUUAUACUACAACAAUGCAUGUGCUGAUCAUUCAAGGCAGAAAAUGAUAGAUUCUAAUUUUAAGCUUGAGGGUAACGCUCCAACUGUGACUUGGGCAGACCCAAAAAGCUCUCCUGAGCAUUCUGCUGCUGCUGCUCAGGUGAAAGCCCUUUAUGUCAAGAAUAUUCCAGAGAAUACCUCAACUGAGCAACUAAAGGAACUCUUUCAGAGGCAUGGAGAAGUGACGAAAAUCGUUACGCCUCCUGGAAAGGGUGGAAAACGUGAUUUUGGGUUUGUCCACUAUGCUGAAAGAUCUAGUGCAUUGAAGGCUGUCAAAGAUACCGAGAGAUAUGAAAUCAAUGGUCACCCGCUAGAAGUUGUGCUUGCUAAACCCCAGGCUGAAAGGAAGCAUGACCCUUCUUCCUAUUCUUAUGGUGCUGCACCUAAUCCUGCCCCCUUUGUGCAUCCCACAUUUGGUGGUUUUGCUGCGCCUCCUUAUGGUGCUAUGGGUGCCGGUUUGGGUAUUGCUGGUAGUUUUAGUCAGCCAAUGAUCUAUGGUAGAGGAGCAAUGCCAACAGGAAUGCAAAUGGUUCCAAUGCUUCUUCCGGAUGGCCGAGUUGGCUAUGUUCUGCAACAGCCUGGUAUGCAGAUGGCGGCACCACCACAACGACCCAGAAGAGUUGACCGGAAUAACGGCUCGAGCGGAGGGUCAGGCCGAGAUAACAGUCAUGACCAUGAUGGUAACCGAGGAGGCCGAAGGUACCGACCCUACUAGCAACCAUAGAGAAAAUAAGCAAGUAGAAAAAGAAAAAGAGGUGUAUUGGAGAUUUGUUUGUAGUUUGUUUCUUUGGAGAACUUUGAAAGCUCGCUCUCUCAUGUGUUAUAAAAUAUGAAAUCGAAACCUCACGGUUUCUGAUUUGAUGUGGAGAUUUCUGAGGGGAUAGGGUGAGUGAUUUGAUCUUAAAUUAUGAGACUUUUUUUUCUCUUCUGAAUAAUACUCUUCUCAACCA